AUGGCCACUAACUACAGUGCCAACCAGUACGAAAAAGCAUUCUCAGCCAAGUACCUGCAGAACUGGUGUCUUGCCAAGCCAACAAAGGAGAGCAUUCCUUCCCACGAAGGCUACACUCAGAUAAUCGCCAACGACCGUGGCCAUCUGCUGCCUUCAGUGCCCCGUUCCAAGGCAAGUCCUUGGGGUUCCUUCAUGGGCACCUGGCAGAUGCCUCUGAAGAUACCCCCUGCUCGGGUGACCCUGACGUCCCGCACAGCUGCUGGUGCUGCCUCCCUCACCAAGUGGAUCCAGAGAAAUCCUGACUUACUCAAGGCCUCCAAUGGGCUUCGUCCAGAAAUCUUGGGCAAGCCUCAGGAGCCAGCCAGUCAGAAGAAACCCCGGCACUCUGUCCAGCAAGCACCAAGUCCAACCAUCAUCCCAGGUUCCCCAGCCACGAACGUCAGCUCCCCAGACCAGCCCCGAAGCGCACACCCCUCCGCAGGCCACACCCCGGGCCCCCUCAGCCCUGCCGGCGCUCCCAAGUGCCCACCUGGAAGCCCAUGCACGUAG
Molecule: messenger RNA, 549 nt
Organism: Pipistrellus nathusii (Nathusius's pipistrelle)
Lineage: Eukaryota; Metazoa; Chordata; Mammalia; Chiroptera; Vespertilionidae
Source: the annotation of a GenBank genome assembly